Rhea pennata is the source of this 570-nucleotide messenger RNA. RefSeq names its product transmembrane protein 154 (gene TMEM154). The transcript is spliced from 5 exons. Bases 1 to 570 code for a protein of 189 amino acids. The record is from RefSeq and is a predicted model, not a curated record. Lineage: Eukaryota; Metazoa; Chordata; Aves; Rheiformes; Rheidae.
AUGCAAAGCCAAAACUUCAUCACGGUGCUUUCUGUCCUCUUCCUCGCUGAAGGAUCUGCCGGCAAUAGCUUUGAGAAUGAAUCUACUGGUUCAGGAGAUGGAUCGCUACUGUUAUCUACCAUCACAGUAACACCUCCUUUUGUUGUGCCUACUACAUAUUCUACAACUGUGGAUGACCAUGAACACGUUGCUACAAGAGCUCCUGAAAGCAGCUUUGAAACAAAAAGUACAAGUACUGAAUUGAAUACUACGAGCAAUAAUGACAGCCUAGAAACAGCAGAACAGUCUAUCUUGAUAUAUGUUGUCCCUGUCGUGCUGCUGGUCCUGCUGGUUUUGCUGAUCACAUUUUUUGUAAUACAUCAUAAAAGGAGAAAGUCUAAACAAGAUGAGCUGGGAAGCGAAAAUGUAAAAAGUCCUAUUUUUGAAGAAGAUACACCCUCUGUUAUGGAGAUAGAAAUGGAAGAGCUUGAUAAAUGGAUGAACAGCAUGAACAAAAAUGCUGAAUGUGAAUGUCUGCCUACUGUAAAAGAAGAAGAAAAAGAAUCAAUUGUCAACCCAAGGUACUUUUAA